Messenger RNA from Varroa destructor (honeybee mite), 915 nucleotides. RefSeq names its product Translocase of the inner mitochondrial membrane 17b (gene Tim17b). The record is from RefSeq and is a predicted model, not a curated record. Gene Ontology annotation, molecular function: transmembrane protein transporter activity. NCBI's taxonomy places the organism in Eukaryota, Metazoa, Arthropoda, Arachnida, Mesostigmata, Varroidae. Gene Ontology annotation, cellular component: TIM23 mitochondrial import inner membrane translocase complex. Gene Ontology annotation, biological process: protein import into mitochondrial matrix.
ACAAACGUUUUGAGAACGCAGCCUCCUCGUGCAGUAUUCCGAGUUCACGAGGAACAUUGGAGAGAAGUCGUGUAUUUUUUAUCAUAUCUCCUGUCCAUAAACUAUGCUUGUUACGUAGUGGAAAGAAAAUUUAUUCUCAGUGUGAUCGUUUUCGUGUGGUGACCACUCGUGUAAUCAACGGCUCUAUAGCCUGCCAAAAAAACAGGCUAAGCGGUAAUAUAACAUAUAUCUCGAAAUGGAUGAGUACACGCGCGAACCAUGCCCCUGGCGCAUCGUGGACGACGCUGGAGGCGCCUUUUCGAUGGGUCUCAUUGGUGGUGGAAUUUUCCACUCUAUCAAAGGUUAUCGCAAUGCUCCAACAGGAUUUAGCCGACGGUUAGCUGGAUCCCUAACGGCUAUCAAAACUCGCGCACCCUUUACCGGUGGUCAAUUUGCUAUGUGGGGCGGGGUGUUCUCAACAAUCGAUUGUUCAUUGGCGCAUAUUAGGAAGAAAGAAGACCCAUGGAAUUCGAUUGCGUCUGGAGCAAUUACAGGUGGUAUCCUCGCUGUCAGACAAGGAACAGGAACAAUGGUGGGAUCAGCUAUUAUUGGUGGUAUUCUUUUGUCGCUAAUUGAAGGUGCGGGAAUCCUGUUCACACGUAUGCAAUCGGAACAGUUCAAACCCAUUUCCCCAUUAGACAUGCCUCUAGAGGGUAGUAGCGAAUCGGCAAACGCAUAAUGACGUUGUGUAAUUCGUAGACGCAUAGUUGUCGAACGAUGUAAAUGUGCUUUUAGCUUAUGUUAAAUAUAUUGAGGAAUAUCGACAAAGUCUAGGAGAAAUGUCACCGAAGGCGUUGUUGUAGCGAAUACUGUAUAUCUGUUAUUCGCUUACACUAUAAAUGCGCUAUAAGACUGCUCGAAGAGAAAGACAGACUG